This is a messenger RNA of Ramularia collo-cygni, 765 nucleotides long. RefSeq lists its product as uncharacterized. The transcript has 3 exons. The coding region runs from base 1 to 765 and encodes 254 amino acids. Lineage: Eukaryota; Fungi; Ascomycota; Dothideomycetes; Mycosphaerellales; Mycosphaerellaceae. The record is from RefSeq and is a predicted model, not a curated record.
AUGAAGAUCGUCCUCACCGGCUGCACUGGCUUCAUCGGAAGUGAGAUUCUCCGACAAUGCAUCGCCCAUAAUUACAUAUCCCACAUCUACGUCCUCACCCGAAGGCCCUUGGCCGAUAGGUUCUCGCACACGAAGGUCACCCAGCUCCUUCACGAAGACUUCGAAACGUACCGCUCAGACCUCCUCAAUCGAUUACGAGAAGAAGGUGUGGAGGCAUGUAUAUGGGCAAUAGGAGGGAGAGUACAGCAGUUCAAAAAUCUGGAUGAAGCGAGGAAGGUGAAUAUCAAUUAUGCUGUUGCAGGUGCGGAGGCUUUCGCGCAGCAUUUGGCGACGGCCUUGACGCCGCAUGAGGGAUAUCCUAAUAAGCAUCCCAAAGCUGGGGUUAAACGGUUUCCGUUCCGGUUUGUGUAUUUGUYAAGCUGGGGUGCGGAGCAUGAUCAGUUCAGGAGAUUGUGGAUGUAUGGGGAUACACGUAAGACUAAAGGUGCCGCUGAGAAGGGUUUAUUGGAGGUUGCGAUCAAUUCGCAGGAAAUAGGUGGUCAUAGAUGCUUUGAGGCAAUUGCUUUGAGGCCCGGAGCCGUACUUGCUGGUGGAGGGGAGAACAUGACUACUGUGAUCGGCGAGGCUUUCAUGCCAUGCAUUGCGGUUGAGCGGCUUGCCAGAACCGCCAUCAAGACAGCUUUCAACGGUGGAGAAGGCAUGAGUAUCUUGGAAAAUGCUCACUGCUUGGGUGAAGACUGGGCCAUGAUAAAUUCCAUCUCAUGA